This is a messenger RNA of Daucus carota subsp. sativus, 623 nucleotides long. RefSeq names its product protein METHYLENE BLUE SENSITIVITY 1. The transcript has a single exon. NCBI's taxonomy places the organism in Eukaryota, Viridiplantae, Streptophyta, Magnoliopsida, Apiales, Apiaceae. The record is from RefSeq and is a predicted model, not a curated record. The coding region runs from base 131 to 451 and encodes 106 amino acids.
ACGGAGAUGGCCCUAUAAAAAAGUGAGCUCGCUUUGUUUCUAGGGUUUAUAUUCUCCUUCUCCUCCUCCCACUCCAUUCAUUUUAUCUCCACUUCUCCCUCACACAUCCCAAGAAAAAACACCCCCCAUCAUGACCGGAAAAGCCAAGCCCAAGAAGCACACAGCCAAGGAGCUCGCCGCCAAGCUCGACGCCGCCACCACCAAUCGCGGCGGCGGCAAAGCCGGAAUCGCCGAUCGCACCGGCUCCACCAAAGGCGGCCACGCCAAGUACGAGUGCCCCCACUGUAAGAUUACUGCACCUGAUGUUAAAUCUAUGCAGAUCCAUCACGAUUCUAAGCACCCCAAGAUUCCUUUUGAUGAUACCAAGAUUAGUAAUCUUCAUGCUGGUGCUCCUGUGGUUGCUGAGACCUCGGCUCCUCGUCCUGGUGUUCGUGGGAGUCUCAAGAAGUGAUGUCGUCUGAUUAUGUUGUGUUUCGUGUUUCGAUAAGAUGUCUGCCUGCUAUGUUUAUGUUUCUGUUUGUGCUAAUAUGUUGGGGGACUUGAUGAUUUGAUCCUAAUUUUAUGUGUGUUGUUGUUGUGAUUCACGCUAUGUUUCGAAUGAAAUAUCGAUCGUGUUCUGUUUA